GUAGAGUUCAAUUUGGCGCGAAUGGCUGUGUACAUGAAAACAAAACUGAUGUCGUGACAUUUGCAGUCGCCGUUCACGUCAAACAAUGGAUAUAAGGAAUUUCUUUGGCCCAGUUGGGGUGAAGAAAGGCAAAGACACUGGUAAUGGUGAAAAGAGGAAACAGGCUUCAGAAUCCAACAGAAAAGGCUCAAGAAAAACUUCUGCUGACAGAAGCUCCCGAAAAGACAGUGGAGACUCCAAUAAAAUUGACAGCAAAAACAAGAAAAGGAAAAAAGAGAGCACGACUGAAGAGGAAUUGGAUUCCGAAGAUGUGGUACACAAGAAGGGAAAACCCAGAUCCAAGAAAACUCAACGGAUAGAAUCAGAUUCGGAUGAGGAACUAAUGCCAAAGAAAAACAAGAAGAAGAAGAAGGAAGCUGUUGUCUUCAUUGAUGAUUCUGAUGAAGAAAUUGAGAAACCCAAGAAGAGGUCAUCAUUAGAUGGGUUUGUGAAAGUAACACCACCCAAACCUAAGCAACCAAGCAUGAAAACACCAGAGAAGAAGACACCCAUCAAUGCAUCGGAUUUCUUCGGCAGUAGCUCUGUGCAGAGGAGUGAUCGCAAAACUGUGGCAGCAAAGAGGAAAAAGUCAACUGAGAGAAGAGACUCCAGCGAUGUGGAGAUGCACGAUGACGAUGACUUCUCCAAGACUUUGUCCCAACUUGAUGAGGAAAUGCUGCCCCACAAAGUGAAGAAAGAGUCGCCAGGUAAAGUAAAUGGAGAAGGAGACAGGAGUCUGUCAAGCAAGCUGUCAAAUCGUAUGAAGACCUUGGUGGAAGACACUCCAGAAAAAAACAGUAAAAAAUCUACUGUUAUUGUGCCUGACACACCGAAAAGUGGAAAGACUUCUCCACUCAAGAAGCCAUCACCCAAGAGGUCACCAGUCAGGAGCAACAUGGUCAUCACUCCAAACAAGUCCCCAGUGAAAUCAGAAAGCAGGAAAACAUCUCCCUCGUCAUCUAGUCCCUUGAAGACUUCUCCCAAGUCUACCACCAGCCCCAAGGAAGGGACUCCCAAGCUGGUGAACCGAGCAAGCUACAGGGCAUAUCUCCACCGAGAAGGUCCUACAGCCCUUGGCUCCAAGGACAUCCCAGAGGGAGCUGAUAACUGCCUGGAGGGGCUGACAUUUGUCAUUACCGGGGUGCUGGAGUCGCUGGAACGGGAGGAUGCCAAGAGUCUUGUAGAGAAGUAUGGCGGCAAGGUCACUGGCUCACUAAGCAAGAAAACCAACUACAUCAUAGUUGGGAGGGAUGCUGGAGAAAGCAAACUUAACAAGGCAAAUCAGUUCAAGACACAUCAGCUUGACGAGGAUGGCCUCCUGGAACUGGUUCGUACGAGGCCGGGAAAGAAGUCAAAGUACCUGGUGAAAGCUGAAGAAGAUGCCAAGAAGGAAAAAAUUGAGAAACAAAAAUUGGAAAAAAGAAAAUCAGAAGAAAACAACAAUGUUCCACAUAAAAAAGCAAAACUUUCAGAAGAAACUGGCAAAAAAUCCUCAAAACCAUCACCAUCCAAGUCCAAAUCUGACCAGUCGGGAGAGUCGUUACUGUGGGUGGACAAAUACAAACCAACCAAUAUCAAGCAGGUCAUUGGUCAACAAGGAGACAAGAGCAAUGCCAAGAAGCUUCUCGGUUGGCUGCGGCAGUGGCAUCAUAACAGAGCCAUCGGAACCAAGCCACAAGGUAAAUUCUUUGGGAAGGAUGAUGGAUCUGGUUCGAGGGCAGCUCUUCUCUCUGGGCCACCAGGUGUUGGGAAGACCACAACGGCAACACUUGUAUGUCAGGAACUUGGGUUCUCCUACAUCGAGCUGAACGCAUCAGACACACGGUCAAAGAAAAGCUUGAAGGAAUUCGUGGCAGAGGCACUGAACAACACAACACUGGUGGACUUCAUGGGUCCGUCCAAGGCUGAAACAGGUGGCCACAAGCACUGUAUCAUCAUGGACGAGGUGGACGGCAUGGCCGGCAACCAGGACCGGGGCGGCAUCCAGGAACUGGUGCAGCUGAUCAAACAGACGAAGAUCCCGGUCAUCUGUAUCUGUAAUGACCGCAACCACCAGAAGAUGCGCACGCUGUCCAACUACUGCUUUGACCUCCGCUUCUAUAAGCCCAGGGUGGAGCAGAUUAAGGGAGCUAUGAUGUCUAUGAUCUACAAAGAGGGGUUGAAGAUUGAUCCACCAGCUCUUAACGAGAUCAUCUUGGGGGCCAAUCAGGAUGUCCGACAGGUGAUCCACAACCUGUGUAUGUGGACGGCCACAAACAAGACACUCACCUAUGAACAAGCCAAAGAUGAUGCCAAGAAGGCGGAGAAGGACUACAAGCUGAGUCCAUUUGAUGUGUGUCGGAAGGUGUUUGUGGGUGGAGAGGAGACUGCCAAGAUGACGAUCCACGACAAGUCAGACUUGUUCUUCAACGACUACUCCUUCACACCACUGUUUGUGCAGGAGAACUACACAAGUGUCAUUCCAUACUCUGCCAGAGGCAACACAGCAAGACACCUGUCAGCAUUGGCACGGGCAGCCGAUAGUAUCUGUGAUGGGGAUCUAGCGGACAGAAAGAUCAGAUCUGCUCAAAACUGGAACCUGCUCCCUGCACAGGCCAUCUUCUCCAGUGUGAUCCCCGGGGAGGUGAUGCGGGGCAGCUUCCCCCAGAUGGUGCAGUUCCCCCAGUGGCUGGGCAAGAACUCUAGCCGGAACAAGACUGACCGCAUCAUGCAGGAGCUCCGCACACACAUGAGACUCCAAAUCUCGGGCGACCUGAAGGGUCUGAACAUGGACUACCUGCCUGUGAUCCGACACGUGAUGACCCACCCUCUGGUGCAGCAAGGCGGGGACGGGGUCAGGGAGGUCAUCGACUUCAUGGACAACUACGACAUCAUCAAGGAAGACUUUGACAACAUACUGGAAGUAACAAAGUGGCCAAACAGUUCCGAUCCCCUCAGUAAACUGGAUUCCAAGACCAAGGCAGCUUUCACCAGGACGUACAACAAGGAGUCCCAUGUGACACCCUACGCCACGGGGGUCAUGUCGAAGAAGAAGCGGGGGAGGGCCCCUAUUGAGGAGGACGAUGACCUCAUGGGUGGUGAGGACAGGGCAGCGAUGGCAGUCAGCUCUGAUGAUGAUGACGACCUGGAGGCAGACACCAUGAUCAAGAAAGGGCCGGCCAGCAAGGCAGCAGGGAAGAAGGGAGGAGAUGCAGGAGGGAAGAAGGGAGGAGAUGCAGGAGGGAAGAAGGGGAAGGGGAAGGCUGGCGCUGGGGGGAAGGCUGGCGCCGGGGGGAAGGGAAGAGGCAAGAGCUGA
This is a messenger RNA of Haliotis rufescens (red abalone), 3334 nucleotides long. RefSeq names its product replication factor C subunit 1-like. Bases 86 to 3334 code for a protein of 1082 amino acids. The transcript has 25 exons. Gene Ontology annotation, cellular component: DNA replication factor C complex; nucleus. Lineage: Eukaryota; Metazoa; Mollusca; Gastropoda; Lepetellida; Haliotidae. The record is from RefSeq and is a predicted model, not a curated record. Gene Ontology annotation, molecular function: ATP hydrolysis activity; DNA clamp unloader activity; DNA clamp loader activity. Gene Ontology annotation, biological process: DNA replication; DNA repair.